AGAAUUCAUUAGUUCUUCUCCGCAUUUGCUGGCUCGUCAAACAGCCGAUACAGCUGCCUUCGUUGUUUGCUGCCAACUCAACUAUUUUCAUUCACCCCCUUAGCAUCUAUCAAUAAGGUGGCUGUUUUUUUUUUCCCGCUCUCGCCUGCGCUAUCGAGGACCCCUGUAUCGCACCUCUGUUGCUCUUCCGCUGAUCCCUUUUUGGUUUCUCUCUUCCCAUCCUCCCGUCUCACAUUUCGACUCGCGAGAUCAUGAUGGCGUCUUCCGGCACGCGGGUCUUUCUCUCGUCGUGGCUGGACAAGAAGAUGGAGUGGCGCUUCGUGUACGAGCACCGGUUCUUCAUCUUAGACGGCACCCGGCUCAGCUAUCGGCUGGAGGAGCACAGCGCUGAGAAGCGCUUCGGCACCAUCACCUCCUUCGAGCCCUUUCGAGAGAGCGCCAAGGAGGAGACGGCAAAAGGCUACUGCUUCACCGUCUGGUUGCUCGAGGGCGGCUCGUGGUAUCUGCGCGCGGCCACAAAAGAGAUCUACGACAGCUGGUUUCGCGCGAUCAUGACCGUUUUGGUGCCCUCCGCGAAUCCCUCGGUCGCCCCCAGCGAAGGCGAGGGCGGGGACGGGCAGCACUCCCGUGUGGCGUCGAGUAUUACGGAGGCGUCUGCGAUCACCUCCGGCGGGCCCUCUUCGCAGCCCCUCGGGAACGAAGGCAUCGGACGCAAUCCAGGCGGCCGCCACCAAACGCCGGUGCGGAAAGCGACCGAGGAGCAGCCAGACCCCUCCAAUGGCGGCACGCCUGGUCGCAUCAACGGAGUGCACAGCCCCGACGGCACGUCCACUGCUGCUACUGCUACUACGGCCGCCUACACACACGCUGCGGACAUCUCGGCCAGUGCGCAGGACACCGUACUGCUCUCUUCAAUGGUGGAGAAGGAAAAGGCCUGGCGUGGGCAGUGGAGGCCUCGGUAUAUGGAACUGCGCGAGGGCCGGCUACUCAUUAUUCGCAGCUCCGCCGCCUCUGCCUCGGAGCGUCAGCGGUACGUCGUGGAGGCUGUGGACCCGUCACCGAUGACUGCCCAGGCAACAUGGAUGCUCAUCAGCACCAGCACCGGCGACCGCUUCUGGGUGCGCUUCGGCUCCGUCGAGGAGCGCCAACGCUGGGUGACCGUCUGCGGCCGGUUGCUGCUGGCGGAGUGCUCGUGGCACUGGACGCCGCUCGCGGAGGACGACGCAGGUCGCUCAUGGCGCCUGCGGCAGGCCACCAGCGGCUCCUACGACGACCUGCAUGUGCACUACCAUUGUGCAACAAUGGUGCCGUCCUUCAACAACGAGGUCUGGUGUCCGUCGCUGUUCGUUUUUGGCGGCUGCGAGCGGUGGUGCAAGUCCCUCUUCAACCCACAAGCACGCGCCUUUCUGCCCCACACAGAUGCCACGUACACCAAUGGGCGCCUGGCUGCGAUGGAGCUCGCCGGGCCGCACCUUGUUCGCCCCAUCCAACCCGCGCCGUUUAAAGAGGCCCCCCACGCCUUGGUGCGGCCCCUGCCCCGCUACGGUGCCACUCUCACCUGUCUCCCCGUUGCUGCUCCACGCCCUGGUGGUGCCCCGCUCACGAAGAUGACCGAGGAUGGCGAUACGAAUGGACGUACAGAAGGAGACGCCGGUGACGGAGCUGUGGCUGCAUCCGCAACGGAGUUGCUGGGUGCCCGCGUGGUGCUGCUGGGCGGCCUCACCGGCGGCGGCUACCAGCCCCCUGCCACGGAGCUGUGGAGUGUGUGGCGCAGCAAGGCGGCCUGCGCGCCGGGGGUGGAGUUACGCUGGGGGCGGCAGGACUUGCCUUCCUACGAGCUUCCGAACCUGGCCUUUCACGACGCCGUCUACGUGUCAUGGGGGACGCACGCGCCAUCACAAGCCGUGUCGACCGCAGCGCAGCCGCACGACGGCUUUUUGCUCGUGACGGGCGGGCUGGACGUGGAGUACCGCUGCAGGGCGGAGUGCUACGCGGUAGUGUGGAACUAUGACAGCAGCAGUGCAGAAGCGGCUUCGACGGACGCAGAGGAGCGCGCGUACACCGCCCUUCCUACGGCAUACGCCUUUGGCCAGCUGCCCGGGCCGCGCGCGUUCCAUCGCAUGGCGACUCUGGAGGACGGCACGGUGGUACUGGUGGGUGGGCGCGGCGUGGAGAACGCACCGGCGGCGCCGUCAGUGCUGACGCUCGCGCCGGAGGUGUGGCGGCGCGCGGCCAAGUCGUGGUGCCCUCCUCCGCCCGCUCCCUCCGCACCCGCCGAAGGCACUCCGCACGCCCCUGUCGAGCCAGCAUCACACAAAUCAGAGAACUGGUGCUCCCUUUCGAGUGAGGAGGAUCACGCGCCGCACAGCAGAAAGGAUGAGGGCGAUGACGACGACGCGGAUGCAGACGCACCAGCUUCGCAGUGGCGGCGCGCCCACUUCGACGACACGCCGCUACGCAGCAAAGACAAUUCCGCCUCCACAAGCACGGCGCAGCAGCUGGUGAAGACCCUUCCCAGCGAAAUGGGCGAUGUGGCUGUCGCGGCGACGGGCAGCGGAGGGCGUGUCGUGGUGAUGGGGCAGGUGACGCAACCGCGACAAGACGUCAAACUGUACCUGCUCGACUUUGAGCCGGUGCGUUCUGCGUCGAGUAAAAUCAGCGCGGGAGAGCAGUUCCCGCCAGGAACGCGCCGUGUGCGUUGUCACGAGGUACUUUUGUUUGUUGGGGCGGUGCCGAAUCGUGUCGUUGGCAUCACACUGCACGUUUUCAACGGCUACCUGUACGUGAUUGGCGGCUGCACGGUGGACAAGUCCAAAACCGACUCGUAUAGUCUGUGCGGUCCGCUUCGAAUUCUACUGGAAUAA
Molecule: messenger RNA, 2864 nt
Organism: Leptomonas pyrrhocoris
Lineage: Eukaryota; Euglenozoa; Kinetoplastea; Trypanosomatida; Trypanosomatidae
Exons: 1
Coding region: 252-2864 (870 amino acids)
Source: RefSeq, a predicted model, not a curated record